AUGGCCGCCUCCGCGGCGCCGCUCCGGGCCGCGCUCGCCCGCAGCCCCGCCCCCGCCGCCGCCGCGCGCACCCCGCCGGCCUUCCUCCCGCUCCCUCCCCGCGCCCGCGGCAUCCGCCUCAAUCCGGUCGUCCUCGCCUCCGGGAGGGGGAGGAGGAUCCGCGCGGAGGCGACGGCGAGGACGCGGCAGGAGAAGGAGCAGCAGGAGGCCGAGGUGUCCGCCGUCGAGGACUCCUUCCCCGUCAGGGAGGCGGCCGCCACGCCUGCCCCGGAGGAGGAAGGGGGAUUCGACGACGAGCUCACCCUCGCCGGCGAGGACGGCGACUGGGUGGUCAGGUUCGAGCAGUCCUUCAACAUAUUCCUCACGGAUACUGUCAUCUUUAUACUCGAUAUUCUGUACCGCGACCGGGACUACGCAAGGUUCUUCGUGCUCGAGACCAUCGCCAGGGUGCCGUAUUUCGCGUUUAUAUCGGUGCUUCACUUGUAUGAGACCUUUGGCUGGUCGAGAAGAGCUGACAAUAUCAAAGUGCACUUUGCUGAAAGCAUGAAUGAGUUCCAUCACCUCUUAAUCAUGGAAGCAUUGGGUGGAAACUCUGUAUGGAUUGAUCGCUUUCUUGCGCGGUUUAGCGCCUUUUUUUACUACUUCGUCACUGUUGGCAUGUACAUGCUGAGCCCAAGAAUGGCAUACCACUUUUCAGAAUGUGUUGAGAGGCAUGCAUACUCAACUUAUGACAAGUUCCUUAAGCUCAAUGGAGAGGAGUUGAAAAAACUACCAGCUCCAGAGGUGGCUGUAAACUAUUACAUGAAUGAGGAUCUCUACAUGUUUGAUGAGUUUCAAACAUCAAGAGCUCCAAAUUCUAGGAGGCCUAAAGUUGAUAACUUGUAUGAUGUAUUCGUGAAUGUACGGGAUGAUGAGGCGGAGCAUUGCAAGACAAUGAAGGCCUGUCAAACGCAUGAAACCCUCCGUUCUCCUCACGCCGUGCAGAGCUCAAUAGAAGCUGAUGCAGAAUGA
Messenger RNA from Triticum turgidum subsp. durum (durum wheat), 1011 nucleotides. Lineage: Eukaryota; Viridiplantae; Streptophyta; Magnoliopsida; Poales; Poaceae. The record is from the annotation of a GenBank genome assembly.